UUAUCAAGCGUAGCAAAUAGCUUUAUGUAAUGACAGCGUGCUACAUAGCAGCCUGGUGUACUCAAAAAGGGAGUCAGUGACGCGUAAAAUUCUCCCCCCUUCGCGACCGCCGCUCCCCUCUGUCUCUGAUGAGUUCAUCCAAGAUGGCUGUGACGAGGACUGUGCCGGUGCUGCGCUGAGGGCCGAUUAUCUGACGUUUCUGACGGGAAAUAGCCCACUGUGACUAGCAUAUAGCCUAUGGAUAGUCGUCUUUUACUGUGCAAGGCGUCUCGUUUGGCCUAUUGGGAUAUUGGAUUACGUCUUGAAGAGGAACAGCUGAGUUAGGUCAAGUAGAUCCAUCACAAAUGUAGGAUACAUCAUUUCAAGGACAUUAUCGGAUUAAAAAAAGACACUGUGGAAUAUCAUAAAUUGGGUCGGGGAUACAAGGGAUCUAUACAUCGAAUUCAGAACUACAAUUUAUCUCUUAGGUGGUGUUCACGGAAUCCGCCAAAAUUUCGUUCUCAAGUUUCAGCGCCGGUUUUCAGGGGAAGAUGAAUUUCUUGAGGAGGAGGUUUAGUUCGAGUGACCUUCAGGGUGACCUGAAGGAUGAGGAAAAGGACACGGGUAUCUUGUCGUUUGCGACCAAACGAGGCCCGUCUCCGAGUGCGCCGAGUUCCCCGAGUAAGAGUACCCCUGCUGGACUAACACGUGCUUUGUUUUCUGCGGCCGCUCAGACGCGGACGGGAUACAAUAAGGAUAGGUGUAAAGCGUUAUUGGUUAUAGAUGACCCGCAUACUGACUGGUCAAAAUAUUUUAGAGGAAGAAAAGUAUUUGGUGACUGGGACAUUAGAGUAGAACAGGCUGAAUUUUCUGAGAUUAAUCUAGCUGCAUAUAGUGAUUCAGGUACUAUGGUAGAUAUACAAGUAAAUAGAAAUGGAACAAAAGUUGUUAGGUCAUUUAAACCCGAUUUUGUCCUUGUGAGGCAGCACGUCAGAGAUGCAAACGAAGACUGGCGUAAUAUCAUCCUAGGUCUAGCAUAUGGAGGAAUACCCUGUGUCAACUCCUUACAUUCCAUAUACCAAUUCUUAGACAAGCCUUGGGUUUUCGCACAACUUAUACAGAUUCAAAACAAACAUGGCAAGGAACGAUUUCCGUUGAUCGAACAAGCGUACUACCCGAACCACAAGGAAAUGAUAAAUAAAACUCCACCUAAGGACACGUUGACAACUCCGAAGUUUCCAGUUGUGGUGAAAAUUGGACAUGCACAUCAAGGAAUGGGGAAGGUCAAAUGUAACAACCAUUACGAUUUCCAAGACAUCGCCAGCGUGGUAGCCGUCACCAAUCAUUAUUCAACGACUGAACCCUACAUUGAUGGCAAAUAUGACAUCCAUAUACAGAAGAUCGGAAGUAAUUAUAAAGCUUUCAUGCGGAAGUCUAUUUCUGGCAACUGGAAAGCAAAUACUGGGUCGGCCAUGUUGGAACAGAUAGCAAUGAAUGAAAGAUAUAAACUCUGGGUUGAUGAAUGCUGUCAGAUGUUUGGAGGUUUGGACGUCUUGGCUGUGGAAGCUAUAAUGGGAAAAGAUGGGAAGGAAGCAAUUAUUGAGGUGAACGAUUCUUCAAUGACAUUACUAGGAGAAUCACAGGAGGAGGACCGCAAAUUGAUAUCGGACCUGGUGGUCGCUCGUAUCCAGCAGAUGUGCAAGCCGGUCAAUUCUAUGAGCAAAACAACAAGUGCAGGCGCCUUGGCACAUUAUUGUGUCAAUGGCCGCCAGGAUUCUAGCGCCGGACCAGGUGUACACCAACAGCCAAUGAGACCCGAGAAUGUUAACAAACCUCCUCCUCCCCAGCCUAACUAUAACCCUGCCUAUGGUGGUGGUAAUAACCCCAUGUACAGUGGUGGCGGUAACCCCGCUUACGGUGGUGGUAUAGGCAAUAACCCACGAUUCAGGUGAGACCUUAAGGUUCUGAAUUUUGUCAGGGUUUCAGAUAGCACCUGAGUUGAAGCACUGACGUUCGUGGCUGUGGCAAAAAAUGAUUGUGACAGUGUGUAUUGUGUGGUACUUGGAUUAUUGGGAGUACUCAGUACUUGGUAUGUGGUACUUUUGAGUACUCAGUACUUGGUAUGUGGUACUUGGGAGUACUCAGUACUUGGUAUGUGGUACUUGGGUAAUCGGAAGUACUUCAUACUUGGUUUUUAGUGUAUACAAGUACUUACAUGUAGUACAAUUGGGAUAUGACACUUUGGGAUGUUGUACUUGGACAAUGUGUAGGACACAUCACAUAUAUUAGGUUGACCAGAACCACCCAAGAAGUUAUCUGGAACUCUGCUCUCUAUUUCUUUUGCCCUUCAUUAGGGUAGCAGGGCUCCUUGAUCUAGUUUUUAAACUAAUAUCACAUUUUCAUUCCUUUAGAAAUUCUUGAGUGUUAUCCGUCCUACCACUCUAGCCCUUGUUUAUGCAGCAUCUUCUAGAUUUGUGGACCCUUAAGGUCAUGUUAGCUCGUGACAUUUUAGCCUAUAAGGUCUCAUUACGCCCUUAAGGUCAUCUUAGUACUCCUAUGUUAGCAGAGUAUUCCUAAAUUCUGCCAAACUGUUAGUCAGGGUUUUUAAGAGAGAAUGGUAUUUGCCAUUGAUGUUAUAUUGUGAUACCCAACUAUUUGUUUGCUGGGAAGUUAGUGUGAACAGCAUGUGAUGUUGGUUGUUGUUAAAAUAUAACUAUAGGAAAAGAGAACCCGUACAAAAUUGGUGUUUUGUCUCGGUUUAAAUCUAUGGAAAUAAUAAGGGGGAUUGCAAUACCCGGCAUCAGAACAUCAUGAUGCUUGUGGUAUAAAGUGCUCGAUUAUCUUCUGAAAAGUGUCACAUACAAUGUAGUUGAGACAUUUACCCAAUUGCUUCACCCCGGAUCUUGUCGGAACGUAUGGACACUAUAGCAUCCCUAUAUCACGACAUCGUGAUUUUUCUUCAUUCCACUUGCUUUUUCCCACUUAGCUAAGUUUCAAAUGAGAUUAUUUUAUUUCUGAAAAGAUUUAUUUUCGUAAAAUUUUUUAAAAAAUUAGCUUAUUAGUUUCAGCUCAAAUUGCACUUGUUCCCAUGCAUCACUAGAAUAAGGUAUGCUACAAACCCCUUUAUUUCUGCAAGACUGUAAAUUUUUCCUUGAUUCUCAUUGGGGAGAUAAAACUUAUAGGUGAAGAUAAUCAAUUGUUACAAAAACUUGCUGUUAGUUUGUGUCUCAAGAAAGGGAGGCCGGGCUCACAUACAUAUAAAUAUGUUCUGUUUCCAGUGAUUAGUUAGAAAUAGGUUAAGUCAUUAAAUUUGCAUGAUAUCUAUUGUGUUACAGCAAAUACUUGUCACAGGUUCAUACUAUAGAUUGUGUAUGUACAUUUAUUCCAGGUUUUUGAUAAUCUGCUGUCUCUUUCCUGUGGCUAUCAAUAAACGGAUGGAUGGUAUUAAAAAUUAAUUUGUGGGAAAAGCUUUUCGUCAUUAAAUCUGCUAUGUUCCCAGAACCAGUCAAAAACAGGUAAUUCAUGGUGAAUGAUGGAAUCACGCAACAAUUAAUUUAACGAAGUGGAAGAAGAACGGUGCUUCACAGACAAUGAUAGUUGAAGAAAAAAGGUAUAAAAUAUAUUCAUUCAUUGCCCUUGUGUCUUUCAGCAAGCCACCGCAGCCUGGGCAACCAGGACAACAAGUACCCCCACCCCAACCUAAUGCACAGGUACCUCCUGGUCAGCAAGCACCUGCGGGCCAAAAUGCACCAUUAAAACAAAUGAACAGCAUGGGGAGCGUGGACGGAUCGAAAGGCCCCAACCAGCCAAAAGCACCAAACCAACCACCGAUGCGGCCACAACAGAGUACUGAUCAGCAGGAGGAUGACACCAUGAAAAAUCUCCGCAAAACAUUUGCGGGAAUCUUCGGAGACAUGUUUAAGUAACACAGUUUAUCGUAGGCACAUGAUGCUAAUUACUCUUUAUGAGGUUGUUUUCCAUCAAGACUGUUUUCAAACAUGCCAUAAACAACUUGAUCGUCAUCAAAACUUCGAUUUGCCAUUGAUACUUCUUUGGAGUAAGACUUCAAUUCGCCAUCAACACUCCCUUAGAGUCGACUAACUCAAAAAGCUUCGACUCUUAAUAUUUAGAGACGUCAACCUCAAAUCGUCGUCAAUACUUACGUUGUACCUUAUGAACAUGUAGCAUCAGUUUAUUUUGAUGUCACAAGGAGGCAAAUUUUAUGGACUUUUGACGUACUGACACAAUUUCCUCAACACUUUUUGGGACAACCCAAUAUCUGCCUGUAUAAUCUUAUUGCUGUGUUUGUAUUGAAUAUAAAAAAACAUUGAUAUUAUGAUGUAUCUUUACAAUAAAUUGCCUGUCAUUGAUUCAGUGACUUGGGCAAAAAGCAAUUUCACCAAAAGGAAGGAAUCUUCACCACGAAAGGUAGUCUUCUUACUUACAGAAAUUUACUGCAGCAAAAUUUAAUUAAACUCCGUUUGUACAUAGAGAUUUUGUAUCAUACCAGUAUUGUUUUGUUGUAUACUCUAGUUUCACUGAUCUAAGACUAUUUUGGAAUGUUGAAGAAAUGAGAGAUAUUUUGCACAAUUUUGUUAUUGGAUGCCAUUCAAUUUGGAUAGAAAAUGUGUCGGUGACGUCAAGUUGUCUGAUAAUCAUGACAUCAUGUUCAGGCAUUUGUGUAGAUUUCAUAGUCUUCAUAAUUAAGGGGUCUUAAAUCGGUGAAGCUAGAGUAUUUUGUUUGUGUUUGAAACCUAAGUCUCUACAUCAUCUGUUAGUGUGAUUACUUGGUUGGUUUUUCAUCAGUUUGUCUUUGCAGUUGUUUUUAUUUUUAUUUUAUAUUGCAUUUCCACUUUCUGUGAUAUUUGUCAUGCAUUUUAGAAAUAGUCAUAUCAGUCACUAAUCCCUGAAUUAAAAUAAAAUCUUUAACGAUAUUUUGGGAUAAAUUUCAUAAGAUGUAACUUUCCAAAAAAUGAGUGUAAUCAGAGGCAAAAAUCUGUUAUACCAACACUAGGGAAAUAUCCAGAGCGAAAUAAUUGAUUUGUCCAGUUGAAUUUGGCUGUCUCUUUACAUCUAAUUUGUUUAAAAGAAUUUUUUCAGUUUUAAAUCUGGUUAACAUCCAGUCAUUUUCAUCGGCUUUUAAAAGGGCUGCAGGCCUACCUGAAAUGUAUACUAUAAAGCAUAUCUGUGGGAGAUUUUUUAUCUUUAGUUGAAUAUUGCAAAUGACUGUUGUAAACUUAAUAGGCAAAGACGAAGUUCCCUUGUCACUGAAAAGAAUAUUUGAAAUCGUGUCUAUUGUUAUGUACAUGUACUAUGUGUAAAUUUAUAUGCAAGCAACUAGGAGUAUAUAUAGUGAAUUGAGAUUUGUACAGAAAUUAUAAAUAGGUAAUUUAUGGCUGCAGAAUAUUUGUUUGUUUACAACUUGGGUGGGGUCUACCUUUAAGAUUCUGAUACUGUGGAACAUCUUUUUACGGACACCUCUCUCAGCAAGACACCCUCUGUCAAAGGACACUGGUUUUGGUCCCAAACUUGUCAUUUUCUAUUCCAAUGACGCGUCCUUACAUUACAUUACAUUAUACCGAUGUUAUUCCAAUGGGAAUCCUUACAUUACAUUACAUUAUACCAAUGUUAUUCCAAUGGGAAUCCUUACAUUACAUUACAUUAUACCAGUGUUAUUCCAAUGGGAUAUCCUUUCAUUACAUAUACAUUAUACCAAUGUUAUUCCAAUGGGAAUCCUUACAUUACAUUACAUUAUAUCAAUGUUAUUCCAAUGGGAAUCCUUACAUUACAUUACAUUAUACCAGAGUUAUUCCAAUGGGAAUCCUUUGGAUUUUGUGGUGGAUAAAACUUGUUGUCCACUGGUAAAUCCCAUGCUGCUGAAGGAAGGUUUUAGUGUCGAUCAGCAGUUUAGAUUGCUGCCUUGCCAAAUGUUCAACCCAAAUAAUGAACAAACAAAUCAUUCUGUAGCCUUGCAAUGUAACUAUAGUGUGUAGAAUUGAUGUAUUAGUGACCAGUGUGGUCUAGACUAGUUCUAUCGACAUGAUAUGUGUAUGAUUUUCAAAUAUUUUGGUGGUCUUCGCUUGUCUUGAGCAUCGGCCAUAAUCGGCUGAAGCUACUGUUCAUUUUGGAUAAAAUAUAUGGAAAAAUUCAUGUGGUACUGCACAUAUAAAUUUCCAUUACAUGUAGGUUAGUCCAUUUGCCAAUAAAGAUAUAUGUAUAUGCAUUUGUCAUUUGAAUAAUUGCACAUGCCAUUAGGAAAGCAAAGGGUUAAUUACCAAACAUUCAAGUUUAUGUUUCAGCAUUUUACGGGUGAAAAAAAGGAAAAGUAUAGUGCUUACCUCUGAAAAGUUUGAUAUAAAAUUGUGAUAAAAUAACGCCCGGGCUCUAAGUGAUUCAGCAUAUGUAGCAAAGAGUAAAUUCAUUAGUCUGUGUGUUAAACAAUUAUGUAGUGGAGAUAGAUAGAUAUAGUUGCUAUGACAUCAUACAUCCUGGGAUGAAACAAAUCUAAUUGUGUCGCCAUAAAAUGGCGUGUAGGCCUUCACCGAAACAAACUAAAAAAACUCGGAAAUUGAAAAUGAUUGUAUAGUCUCAAGUCUUAUUGAGGCUAAGUUCCCUUUAUUUCAUUUGAAAAGUUAACAUUUAUUGACAUGAAACAGAACACAUGUCUCUCACUUUCGAUAAAAAGUAUGGUGAUGCUAAAAGGCUGAGAAGGCAGACCCAUGAUCAAAUGGUAGUCAUAGUAUAUAGGCCAAUGAUAAUUCUAAUUAUUGUGCGUGAAUAUGAAUAAUAUUUCUUAGCGUUGUGAUCAUUACAACGGAAUGUGGGUUUGAAAUCUUGUCAUAUAUGUUUUAUUUAGUCAAGCCUCACUCAAGUGCCAAUUUCAAAACAUGUCAGUUCCUGUUCAAAUAAUGUAACAUAUGAAUAUGAAUAGUAAUUAGAUGCGUGUGCUUUGAAAGUGCUGUGCAAACGAGCAAUCUGCGAUUAAAAUCGCUGCUGUGUGCAACAAAAGGAUCUCUAGUCUGCAGGUAAAACCGAUCAGCGCUGGGUUUGAUAUUGAAUCUGCGAUGACCACCACAAACAAGCGAUUUACAUCACAUGCGACUUUAAUCACCAGUCUGCAAUUUAAAUUGCUCAUUUGCAGGUUGCUUAAGGGAAUUUUUUCUGACCCAGCUCAUGAUAAAUUUGUCGGCUUGCAAUAAUCAGGCCUGUAAUGGACAAAUCUGUCCCCACUAACUACAUGUUUUUCUUGCUUAGAUCAUCAUAGGAGCUUCCCUUUAAUAAAAUUUAUUUGUACCUUGCAGUAGUAUUGAAAUUAAUUGAUUAACAAUUUACCACCGAUAACGAACACGACCCACCAAAUUCUUUUCCAGCCAACUAUUCAUAACCGUAAAGUAGGCAGCGCCCACCCCCAAAUAUGGCAGCAAGAAAGACAUGACAGCUCCUGGGUGGUUUUACAGUACAAAUUUGUGAGCUGGGUUGGUUUCCAUGAUCUACAUCUGUAUGUACUGCUUUAUGAAUAGAAAUACCGCUUUGUUAUGGACUCUUUAUGAAACAUAAAAAGACAAAGCAUUGUCAACUGUUGGUUCUGUCAAGUGCCAUUUGAGCCUUCAGAGUUGCAGCUACUGUGGAAUACAUUAGGAAAAACCAACAUGCCCAUGCUUUACAAUCUGAGACACUUGAAGGUCAGAACCAUGUCUGCUCAGCUCAACUUGAGUCUUGAAUUAAAUUGAAAGAUGAUUGGGGACUAAGCCUGUCUAAAUUAAUAAUAUCACAGGAUAUUAAAAGUUCCCUUGGCCUUGUGAUACAGCCCUACUCAAUGGAUGGGAAUAGUGUUUUCCAAUGGAUACCACAAAAUAAUAGUGCUGCCACUUAGAAGAUCACAACAGCACCUGACCGAUUUUACAGUAAUUAUUGUAUGUAGUGAUCUUGGUUAUGAUCUAUUAGUAGAUUAAUGAUGUAAUUAAGAGAUCCAUGUAAUUAUGAUGUGAAACUCAAAUGAUUAACACUAUAAUGAUUAAAGAAAUAAAAAAUAUGAUA
This is a messenger RNA of Lineus longissimus, 8016 nucleotides long. Its product is annotated as synapsin-like. The coding region runs from base 531 to 1931 and encodes 466 amino acids. Gene Ontology annotation, cellular component: synaptic vesicle; synaptic vesicle membrane. The record is from RefSeq and is a predicted model, not a curated record. Gene Ontology annotation, biological process: neurotransmitter secretion. The transcript has 16 exons. Lineage: Eukaryota; Metazoa; Nemertea; Pilidiophora; Heteronemertea; Lineidae. Gene Ontology annotation, molecular function: ATP binding; metal ion binding.